Penicillium subrubescens is the source of this 1675-nucleotide messenger RNA. RefSeq lists its product as uncharacterized. The record is from RefSeq and is a predicted model, not a curated record. Gene Ontology annotation, biological process: transmembrane transport. The transcript is spliced from 3 exons. Lineage: Eukaryota; Fungi; Ascomycota; Eurotiomycetes; Eurotiales; Aspergillaceae. Gene Ontology annotation, cellular component: membrane. The coding region runs from base 119 to 1675 and encodes 518 amino acids. Gene Ontology annotation, molecular function: transmembrane transporter activity.
GAACAAGCAAAGUUGCCUCGGUGCGCCGGGCCUCACGGUAUAAGAGGGAGAGUGACCCCAUAGUCAAUAACAAGGCGAGGCUGAAGCUGGCUUUGAUAUCUCGGGUUUUGAAUAUCCAAUGCAGUCAAGUUCUAAUGGGCCAAUUUCAACCACUGACUCCAAUAUGACAACACCCGAAGAUCAGAGAAACAAAACGGCAAGUAUGCCUGAUCUGGAGCAACUGGGUAAAGAGCGGCCUCACACCUUCUCCGGGCUCUGGCCUGAGGUAGCUUUUUGUUUCUCGAUUGUGAUGUCCCAAAUCCUCGCAGAAUUCUACAUAUCAGGGUCGAACAUUCUUCUCCCGACUCUCAUAAAAGAAUUAGACAUACCUGCAGCCUCGACAAUAUGGCCUACCACCGCCCUCUCUCUCGCCGUCACCUCAACGCUCCUCAUAUUCGGCCGCUUGAUCGACAUGUACGGUGGAUAUAUCAUCUACAAUGCCGGGGUCAUCUGGCUAAUGAUCUCUUCGAUCCUCUGCGGCGUGUCUCGGACAUGGUUGAGCUUGGUGGUCUGUCGAGCCCUGCAAGGGUUAGCUCUCGGAGCCCUGCUCCCAUCUGGAAUGAUGAUUCUAGGAAGUACAUACCGCCCAGGGCCGCGGAAGAACCUGGUGUUUAGUAUUUACGGCACAUGUGCCGUGUUAGGCUUCUUCGCCGGAUACUUCGUCUCUGGGAUCUGUGACCAGUACUUCAGUUGGAGAUGGUAUUUCUUUAUUGGUGCAAUUUUAUCGGCGAUCAUGGCAGUCCCGUCGCUCUUGUAUAUCCCGCGCGAUUAUGCCGAAAAGCGAGAGCUUGGGAUACGGAUGGAUUGGGUUGGAUUCUGCUUGUCCAUCUCAGGAGCGACGCUCUUUGUCUUCGCUAUUGCGGAUAGCUCGUACGCCCCGCGGGGUUGGAGAACUCCGUACGUUCCGGUACUUUUCGCAAUUGGCAUCACCUUGCUGGGCGUCAUGACGUAUCUUGAGGCGUGGGUGAUUCGUAACCCUUUGAUUCCUGGUGACAUUUUCCGAGUCAAGUUUAUGACACCUUUGAUACUGGCGUUGCUCUGUCUUUACGGAAGCCUGGGCAUUUUCCUUCUCUACGGAGUCCUGUACAUGUCAGCUUUUAUGGGAGCCACCCCUCUCCAGGUCGUCGCCUGGACCGUCCCGAUGGCAGUCGGCGGCCUCAUCCUCUCAGUGACGGGAGGAUUCAUUCUCCACAAAGUAUCCGGUACAGUACUGAUGAUUAUCUCGUGUCUGGGAUACGUCGGUUCAGGACUGUUAUUUGCGAUCAUCCCCCUCGGAGGAAACUACUGGGCCUACGUGUUCCCCGCAAUGAUCUGCGGUACCAUCGCCAUCGACAUCAGUUUCAAUCUCGCGAAUAUAUUCAUCACGACUACUAUGCCGAAGGCCAAGCAGGGCCUGGCGGGUGCGCUGAUCUAUUGUACUAUGCAUAUGGGGAUUGCGGUUAUGCUGGGGAUUGCGGGCAUUGUUGAAACCCAGACGAAGUAUCUCGGUACGUGGAAGAGUUAUAAGGCGGUGUUUGGUUUCCAGACAGGACUUUCUAUUCUUGGCCUUUUGAUUGUUUUGGUAUUCGUGAGGAUUCGUCAUGCCAAAAGUGAAUUGACGGCGGACGAGAAGGAGGAAUUAGAGGGGGGAACCUGA